AUGGUGAAAGAAGCAGGAAGAGACUUCACGUACUUUAUUGUGGUGCUUGUUGGAAUUGGUGUUACAGGUGGUUUGUUCUAUGUGAUUUUUAAAGAGCUGUUCUCUUCUUCUAGUCCGAGUAAGAUCUAUGGAGAUGCCUUGAAGAAAUGCAGAUCUCACCCCGAGAUAAUUGGUGUUUUUGGUGAAUCUAUUAAAGGUUAUGGGGAGGCAACAAGAAGAGGAAGACGACAGUUUGUCAGCCACAUUGAGUAUGUAAAGGAUGGACUGAAAUAUAUGCGUUUGAAGUUCUAUAUAGAGGGCUCUGAACCAGGGAAGCAGGGAACAGUCCACGUGGAAGUCAAAGAGAAUCCUGAGAGUGGAAGAUUUGAGGUCCGCUACAUAUUUGUGGAUGUUGACACCUAUCCUAGAAGAACCAUUGUCAUAGAAGAUAACAGAUAG
Molecule: messenger RNA, 438 nt
Organism: Opisthocomus hoazin
Lineage: Eukaryota; Metazoa; Chordata; Aves; Opisthocomiformes; Opisthocomidae
Source: RefSeq, a predicted model, not a curated record